This is a messenger RNA of Pezoporus occidentalis (night parrot), 2778 nucleotides long. It is a transcript of the gene LFNG, whose product is annotated as LFNG O-fucosylpeptide 3-beta-N-acetylglucosaminyltransferase. Gene Ontology annotation, molecular function: O-fucosylpeptide 3-beta-N-acetylglucosaminyltransferase activity. NCBI's taxonomy places the organism in Eukaryota, Metazoa, Chordata, Aves, Psittaciformes, Psittacidae. Gene Ontology annotation, biological process: pattern specification process; regulation of Notch signaling pathway. The transcript has 8 exons. The record is from RefSeq and is a predicted model, not a curated record. Gene Ontology annotation, cellular component: Golgi membrane. The coding region runs from base 102 to 1196 and encodes 364 amino acids.
GCUGGAAGCGGCGUGGGGCGGAGGAGAGGAGGAGAGCGGAGGAGCGGGGAGAACAGCACAGCAAAGCAGAGCCUCAGGCGGCCGCGCGGCGAGAGGAGGCGAUGCUGAAGAGCUGCGGGAGGAAGCUGCUCCUGUCCCUCGUGGGCUCCAUGUUCACCUGCCUCCUGGUGCUCAUGGUGGAGCCGCCGGGGCGGCCGGGGCUGGCCCGCGGGGAGGCCGGCGGGGCGCAGAGGGCACUGCAGAGCCUGGGGGCUGCGGCUUCCCCCGCGGCACAGGGUCCCCCCGCUCUCCGCAGCUUCGCCGACUACUUCGGGCGGCUGAGCCGAGCCCGACGGGAGGUCCCGGCCGCCCCACCGAGCCCCCCGCGGCCGCCGGCCGAGGACAUCUCCCCCCGCGAUGUCUUCAUCGCCGUCAAGACCACCAAGAAGUUUCACAAGGCGCGGCUGGAGCUGCUGCUCGACACAUGGAUCUCCCGCAACCGCGACAUGACCUUCAUCUUCACGGAUGGGGAGGAUGAGGAGCUGAAGAAGCAAGCACGAAAUGUCAUCAACACCAACUGCUCUGCUGCCCACAGCCGCCAGGCCCUGUCCUGCAAGAUGGCUGUGGAGUACGACAAGUUCAUUGAGUCCGGCAGAAAGUGGUUCUGCCACGUGGAUGAUGACAACUACGUGAACGUGCGGAUGCUGGUGAAGCUGCUCUCCAGUUACCCACACACACAGGACAUCUACAUCGGGAAGCCCAGCCUGGACCGGCCCAUCCAGGCUACGGAGAGGAUCAGUGAGAACAAGAUGCACCCUGUGCAUUUCUGGUUUGCCACGGGCGGAGCGGGGUUUUGUAUCAGCCGGGGGCUGGCACUGAAGAUGAGCCCAUGGGCCAGCGGCGGCCACUUCAUGAGCACAGCAGAGAAGAUCCGCCUGCCCGACGACUGCACCAUCGGCUACAUCAUCGAGUCCGUGCUGGGGGUGAAGCUCAUCCGGAGCAACCUCUUCCACUCCCACCUGGAGAACCUGCACCAGGUGCCCAAGACGGAGAUCCACAAACAGGUGACCCUAAGCUACGGCAUGUUCGAGAACAAGCGCAAUUCCAUCCACAUGAAGGGAGCCUUCUCCGUCGAGGAGGACCCAUCCAGGUUCCGCUCUGUGCACUGCCUGCUGUACCCCGACACGCCGUGGUGCCCCGCCAACAUGGUUUACUAGGAGAGGCGCGUGUCCCCUCCAACCUCGUCCCCGAUUUCCCCGGUAUCCGACGGGCGUGCGGGACCUGCGUGCGGGUGUUUCGGUCCGGCCUCGCUGCGACGUGCAAGGAUGGACGGACGGACGGACGUCGUUGCUGUGGUAUUGCACAGUGUGUGUGUACUGAAGGCUGCUGUGCGGCCCCUUGUUCCCUGCCCUGCCUGCCCGGCUGCCCGUGCCCACUGCCUGCUCCGGCCAGGGGGACGGGACCUGAGCACUUAACCACUGGGCAUCCCCAUGGCACUGGUGGGCCCCACGCCAUGCGUGGGGAGCAACCGCAGUGCGGGGCUCUGCCUCCCCGGGCUUGCUUCUUCUUUUGUUGGUUUUCCUUUCAAAUGUUAAGUGUUUUUGGUGUGUGCCUCCCCUCCGUGUCCUUCCCUGUUCCCAUAACCCCUCAUCCACCCCAUCCCAUCUCCUGAAUCUCAGCAGCGAAGCUCCGGCUCCUUAUCCAGAUGAAAGGUCACUGGUGAGGUUUGCUCCCUGGCUCAGCAGGCAGGGGAAGCAUCCUGGCCAUGGCAAAUGAUGCCUCAGGGUGCUACAAAGGUGCUGGGUGCUCAAUGGCUGCACUGGAGGGAGACAGUGGGGUGGGCUGCCAGCUCAUGUUGGUGUUAGCUCUGGUUCCUGGAGCUCCCCUAGGUCUGGCUGCAAUGGUGCCAGCAGCAUCGAUCCAUGCGCUGUUAAUAGAGACUAAUGUAAAGACUUUCUCUACAUACAGUGGGGGAAAAGGGCUUUUCUGGAGUCACUGGAGCAAUAUGGGCACUGUCUGUAUUGGGUCUCCCUUCAGUGUCACCUUGGGCAGCCCUGCACCUUUGUACUUUGGGGUCAAGCCAGGGGUUCUGUGGGGGUGUGUGUGCCCACCAUGGGCCCGGAGCAUCCUCCAGCCCUGGCUUGGUGACCAGAGCACCUGAGAUGCACCUUGCCAUGGGCCAAGAGCGUUUCCCAGCUUGGCCAUUGAUCUCUUCCUACUGGGGAGGGAUUUAGGCAGGGAGGGAGAGGGAUCCCACAUCCUCCCAUGGCUGUGGCCACCAGCCCUGUGCCCCUGGGUUAUAAGUGGGCUGAGCCAGAGCUGAACAUUUCCAACACAAAGCUGAGUGAAAAUAGCCCAUAAUGGGUGCGUUGUAAAUAUGUUAUUGAGCCAGUAUUUUUUCACUGUGCCUUUUUUAAAGGGGUAAAAAUAAUAAAAAAAAAUAACAAAAACAAAAACAAAAAACACCAAACCAACACAUGGAGAAAUAUGUAGAUUUUAAAAUGCUUUUUAUACAUUUUCUGUGGAUCAGAAAAAGAAAAAUCCCCAACCUUUGAUAAUCUGUUUAAGAAAGAAAAAGAAAUAAUUGCCAUGUCUUUGUAACUAUCACUUACCUUAAUUUAUAUGUUCCAGUAUCUGGAGCAUCACUCUGUGCUUUUUGUAACUAGGAUGUGUUUCAAGCAAUAGAUGUGGGAUGGGGAACCAGCAUGGACAGUGUGUUCUCAGGGACUUGAACCCGAUCGCUGCCACGGGGUUCCCGUGGGAGCGGUCACCAAUAAAGUGGCUUUUUUGCUGACCACA